Molecule: messenger RNA, 5442 nt
Organism: Cercocebus atys (sooty mangabey)
Lineage: Eukaryota; Metazoa; Chordata; Mammalia; Primates; Cercopithecidae
Gene: STIL
Product: SCL/TAL1 interrupting locus
Exons: 17
Coding region: 1370-5107 (1245 amino acids)
Biological process (GO): mitotic spindle organization; smoothened signaling pathway; protein localization to centrosome
Cellular component (GO): centrosome; centriole
Source: RefSeq, a predicted model, not a curated record
UCCGCGGGAGAGCAAAACCCAUUGUCUCUGCUCGCAAGGAGUUUCCAUUCCAGCCAGUGAGGUACGCGGAGGUAACCGGUGUGAAUGAGUAAACACCAGUACAUACAAACGGCAGUACGAUUUUGAAGAAAUAACAAGUAGGACAUAGGAUGGCCAGUGUCGCCAGAGAAGGCUUCAGAAGAGGUGACAUUCAAGCCAAGACAAAAGGAUAGAAAAGAGCGAAACCAGGCAAACACCAGGAUAGAGUGUCCGACAGAGAAAAGCAUGUGCAAAAAAUCUAAGUUGGCUUGGCAUGUUAGAGCAACUGAAGGAAGGCCUGGCUGGGCGCGGUGGCUCACUCCUGUAAUCCCAGCACGUCGGGAGGCUGAGGCAGGAAGGAUCGCUUGAGCCCAGGAGUUCGAGACCAGCCUGGACAAAAUGACGAGACCCCCGUCUCGACCAAAAAUUUAAAAGCCGGACUCCGUGACCCGUGCCUGUGAUCGCACCACUGCACUAGGUGACAGUGAGACUGCUUCAAAAAAAGAAAAAGAAAAAAGGCCAGUGACAGUGAGACCAGGGCUGAGUUAAAUGAGGGGAGAAUGGAAGGUGAAAAGUUGAGAAAGUGAGGUCGGUGGCAGAUCAGGACUUUUGGUUAUGGAAAGGAAUUUGGGCUGUAUUCUAACUGCAGUGGAAGCCCUUUAACUCCGUUCGCCUGCUCCCUUCAUUAGGGAAAAAUCUUAAGGGAGAAGAAAAGGAGAAGUUCAAGAACUGAGCCUUGGUGAAUACAGGCCUUUAAAAGGCCUUCUGGCCAACGUUAAGAGCUCAUUUGAUAUUUGAGGUGUCCGCUUCCAGUAGCCGACCGAUGACCGUCUUAUAGAGCACUUCCGGCUUCAUCUGCCACUCGCUCCUCCGUCUACCUAGCUGGGCUUUCCAUUGCGCUAGCGGAAAGCCUACCCCGCCCCGGAACUUAACCGUUGACGAAAUGAAAGGUUUAAAUCCUCGGAACCUCGAUCCUGGAGCGCCGAUGGCGCCCGCAGUUCUCCAAGAAGACUUGGGAUUGGUCGAGCGCAGAACCAGCGCGGGGCGCUGAUUGGUUGGCACGCCAGUACGUAACGGCGACCGUGCGCGGCGCUCUAGCACCACCCCCGCUCCCUGACUGGCGGGGUUUCUGACCAGUCAGCAGGCGCGGCGCGGCCUUCGGUUUCGCGAGCCUGUGUUUGCCGCCUAGGUUCCCGCGACCCCAACGUCCCAGAGGCGGUACCGGAGUUGGUGGUGAGGCGGUGGUGCUUCCUGGAGCCGGCUCCUGCUUCUACCCUGCAAACAGACCUCAGCUCCGCGGAAGUUGCGGAUACUGAGGAUUUGAAAUUAAAGAAAUAAUUCACCAGACAUCAUGGAGCCUAUAUAUCCUCUUGCAUGGCCCCAGAUGAAUACCAGGUUUCCUUCAAGCAGGAUGGUACCUUUCCACUUUCCUCCAUCAAAAUGUGCACUUUGGAACCCAACGCCAACUGGAGAUUUCAUCUACUUACAUCUCAGUUACUACAGAAAUCCAAAGCUUGUAGUGACUAAAAAGACCAUCCGGCUUGCUUAUCGUCAUGCUAAGCAGAAUAAAAAAAAUUCAUCGUGCUUUUUACUUGGUUCUCUGACAGUAGACGAAGAUGAAGAAGGUGUGACAUUGACAGUAGAUCGCUUUGAUCCUGGUCGAGAAGUACCUGAAUGUCUAGAAAUAACCCCUACUGCUUCUCUUCCUGGGGACUUUUUGAUUCCAUGCAAAGUUCAUGUUCAAGAACUUUGUUCAAGAGAAAUGAUAGUUCACAGUGUAGAUGACUUCAGUUCAGCUUUAAAGGCUCUACAGUGCCAUAUAUGUAGCAAAGAUUCCUUGGACUGUGGUAAGCUGCUUUCCCUAAGAGCUCAUAUCACUUCCAGGGAGACUUUGGACAGUGUGGAAUUUGACUUGCAUUGGGCAGCAGUAACUCUAGCAAAUAACUUCAAAUGCACACCUGUGAAGCCCAUCCCCAUUAUUCCAACAGCUCUGGCAAGAAACUUGAGCAGUAAUCUGAAUAUUUCUCAAGUUCAAGGGACUUAUAAAUAUGGAUAUCUUACCAUGGAUGAAACACGCAAAUUGUUACUUUUGUUGGAAUCUGAUCCCAAGGUUUAUUCUCUACCAUUAGUGGGAAUUUGGCUGUCUGGAAUUAUACAUAUCUAUAGUCCUCAGGUAUGGGCUUGCUGUUUGCGAUACAUAUUCAAUUCUUCUGUUCAAGAAAGGGUUUUUUCAGAAUCUGGAAAUUUCAUCAUAGUUCUCUAUUCUGUGACACAUAAGGAGCCUGAGUUUUAUGAAUGCUUCCCUUGUGAUGGCAAGAUACCUGACUUUCGGUUUCAGUUGCUAACCAGUAAGGAAACAUUACAUCUUUUCAAAAAUGUUGAACCUCCUGACAAAAAUCCAAUCCGUUGUGAACUGAGUGCUGAAAGCCAAAAUGUAGAAACAGAGUUUUUCAGUAAGGCUUCCAAGAAUUUUUCAAUUAAGAGGUCUUCCCAAAAGUUAUCUCCUGGGAAAAUGCCAAUACGUGAUCACAACUCUGGUGUUGAAGAUGAAGAUUUUUCUCCAAGACCAAUUCCUAGUCCUCAUCCAGUGAGUCAGAAGAUUUCUAAGAUCCAACCAUCAGUUCCUGAACUUUCACUUGUGUUGGAUGGCAAUUUCGUAGAAUCAAACCCUCUGCCUACUCCAUUGGAAAUGGUGAAUAAUGAAAAUCCUCCUUUGAUUAACCACUCAGAACACUUGAAGCCUUUGCAACCCCAGCUUUAUGAUGAGAAACACAGUCCAGAAGUUGAAGCUGGAAAGCCUUCCUUGAGAGGAAUACCAAAUCAGUUAAACCAGGAUAAACCAGCUCUUUUGAGACAGUGCAAAGUAAGACAGCCACCUGCCUGUAAGAAAGGGAACCCCCAUAGUAGGAACACUGUUAAACCAUCUUCUCAUAAUGGAACAUCUCCUGAUAUAUUUGAAAAGCUCCAAACAGUUUCUGCUGGAAAUGUACAAAAUGAAGAGUAUCCUAUAAGACCCUCCAAACUUAAUUCUAGACAGUCUUCUCUUGCCCCGCAGUCCCAACCACCCAAUUUUGUUUUUUCACCCCAUAAUUCAGGAAGACCAAUGGAACUUCAGAUACCUACUCCCCCACCGCCAUCUUACUGUUCCACAAGCGUUUGCAGGUGUUGUCAGCAUCAUAGUCAUAUUCAAUAUAGUCCGCUAAAUUCUUGGCAAGGAGCAAACACAGUUGGAUCCAUUCAAGAUGUCCAGUCUGGAGCCCUUCAAAAGCAUUCAUUAUUUCACCCAAGUGAAUGUCCAGCUCUGAACUGUAAUGCAUUCUGUUCUUCAGGUAGUCCUAUAACCUUGAGACCUCAGGGAGGUAUGGACAGUUGUUCUCCCCACAGCAAUAUAGAACCAUCGCCCGUGGCAAGACUACCUUCACAUAUGGACUCAUGUAACUCACAGCUUUGCACAGUGUGCAUGCACACACCCAAGACUGAAUCAGAUAAUGGAAUGAUGGGACUAUCUCCUGAUGCAUAUCGGUUUCUCACAGAACAAGACAGACAGCUGAGACUACUUCAGGCACAGAUUCAGCGUUUGUUGGAAGCACAGUCUCUGACGCCCUGUUCCCCUAAGACAACCACCGUUGAAGACACAGUGCAAGCUGGAAGACAAAUGGAGUUGGUUUCCAUGGAAGCACAGUCUUCCCCGGGCUUGCACAUGAGAAAAAGUGUAAGCAUUGCUGUGAGCACAGGUGAUUUCAGUUUUUUUUUCUUAACCCUUUCUUGUAAAAUUACUACAUUUCAAUUAUAUGUUAAAGGUACCUCAGUGACUAACACAUUAUAUAUCCUUCCCAGCAGCUCUUCUCUAGUUGUGAGAAAAGAACCUGAUGUACCUGUGUUCUUUCGAAAUGGCCAGCUGGCAGAAAGUAUAAGCAUGUGUUUACAGACUGGACCAACAGGGGGUGCCAGUAACAAUUCUGAAACAUCAGAGGAACCAAAAAUUGAGCAAGUAAUGCAACCCUUGCCUCAUCAACCAUCAGAUAACCAGAAAAUUUACCAGGAUUUAUUGGGUCAAGUAAACCACCUAUUGAGUAGUUCCUCCAAGGAAACUGAGCAGCCAUCUACCAAAGCAGUAAUUAUCAGUCAUGAAUGCACCAGAACCCAAAACGUUUACCAUACAAAGAAAAACACACAUCAUUCAAGACUGGUGGACAAAGAUUGUGUUCUUAAUGCAACUCUUAAGCAACUAAGAAGCCUUGGAGUAAAAAUUGAUUCUCCCCCUAAAGUGAAGAAAAAUGCACAUAACGUGGAUCACGCCAGUGUGUUGGCAUGCAUCAGCCCAGAAGCAGUGAUCUCUGGAUUAAACUGCAUGUCAUUUGCUAAUGUUGGCAUGAGUGGCUUAAGCCCCAAUGGUGUGGAUUUGAGCAUGGAGGCAAAUGCUAUAGCUCUGAAAUAUUUAAAUGAAAAUCAGCUGUCACAACUGUCUGUCACUCGAUCAAACCAAAAUAAUUGUGACCCAUUCAGCCUUCUCCAUAUUAAUACAGACAGAAGCACAGUAGGGCUUAGUUUAAUUUCACCAAACAACAUGUCAUUUGCAACCAAAAAAUAUAUGAAGAGAUAUGGACUCCUACAAAGCAGUGACAAUAGUGAAGAUGAAGAGGAGCCUCCCGACAAUGCAGAUAGCAAGAGUGAACAUUUAUUGAAUCAGAACUAUACGUCCAUACCUGAACAGCUUGGUGGUCAGAAAGAGCCUUCUAAGAAUGACCAUGAAAUAAUUAAUUGUUCUAACUGUGAAUCUGUGGGCACCAACACAGAUAUGCCAGUAUUAAGAAAUAUUACAAAUGAAGUUUUGCAGACAAAAGCAAAACAGCAGUUGACUGAAAAGCCAGCUUUCUUAUUAAAGAACCUUAAACCAAGUCCUGCAGUGAACCUUCGAACCGGGAAAGCAGAGUUCACUCAACAUCUUGAGAAAGAAAAUGAAAGGGACAUUGCAAUUUUUCCUGAAAGUCUGCAACCUUCUGAAACUCUAAAGCAGAUGAAUAGCAUGAAUUCAGUAGGCACCUUCUUAGAUGUAAAACAUCUCAGACAGUUACCAAAAUUAUUUUAACCUUUUAACUCCCUGCUCUUUUAAUACAGGGACAGGGUGUCUCCUGAAGAUACUUAGGGAAGCCAGAGAGCCUUGUGGUAGUUUUGGGAUUUCCUGAUCAUUCUGGAGUCAGUCUGUUUCUUGGUAGCAGCCAACUGGGAAGAGUGACUUUUUCUUGAGAUGGCUGACUAGUGAUAGGACUAAGUUCUCAUUGUUCAAAUAGAGUUGUUCAACAUCACUGAAACCUUUAAGAAAAACAAACCCUGAGAUCAGUUAUUCCUACAAAUUUAAGUAGAUAAAUACUAUCCAGCUCUGAGUCUCAACUGCUCUUUUAUACUGUACUUUUUUUACUUUUU